GCAUAUAUAGUCAGUGACGGGCAUAUAUAGACAGUGAGGGGUAUAUAGAGUCAGUGAGGGGCAUAUAGAAUCAGUGUCGGGUGUUUCUAGUCAGUGAGGAGCGUGUACCGGUAACUAAGGUACUUCAGUGAAGGAUCUGUGUGUUAUAAGCGCUAAGACCAUGCCAGCCCGAGAGUGGACACUGUGGUGUGUCGCCCUCCUCCUGCUCCAGACACAUGCGGGCCACGCCCAGAUCGGCACCUCCAAUAACGUCAUCAACUAUGCUGGGGACAGUGCUGAUGUUGAACCAAAUAAACUAUCAAAUGUGUUGGUGGUAAAGACUAACAUUGUUGUCAGUGAUUGCCAUGAUGACGAUGACGACGAUGAUGACGAUGACAGUGAGGGCUGUGCGGACUCAACGCCCGACGUCCCAGACAACGCUGUACAGCCCAUAUCCUCGCCCCGGUCGUCAGACACGAUAAUGGUUGCCGAUCUCGACAGCAGUCACGACACGUAUGUUGUGCGCCUAUCUGAUCCUCCUGUCACCACGGCGUCAACGACAUCAUACACGACACGACCUGUAUCCACUGCAACCCCGACGUCAACAUUUCCCAGCACAGUUAGAGUGACAACAAUUCCAUCGACUUCCACAACAACAGCAACAGUAGUGAAAACAACAAAAACAACAGCAGCAACAACAACAGAAACGGCAGCAGCAGCCACAACUCCAGCAACAACAGCACCACCAACAACGCCAUUUUCAGAAACAGCAAUAACAGAAACAACAACAGGAGCAGCAACAACAACGCCAUUGCCCACAUCAACAUCAACUUUCACUGUUACAACACCAACAGUCACAAAUGGGGACAUGUGUACCGGAUGUGUCAUGACGAACGGCGUCGGCUACGUCCCCCACCCCUCCGACUGUUCCCGAUUCUAUCAGUGCUACCACAGCGACGUCUCCACCACCGUCUCCCGAGAGAAGUCGUGCCCGACAGGUUUAUACUGGAACCAGGCGGUACUGACGUGUGACUUCCCGGGGAAUGUGCCGUGUGCACAAGAUGUGUGCGCUACAGGGAGGCCGCUGACUGUCGACUGCCGCAACUACUGGGACUGCAGUACCGGAAGUGCCACUGCCAAGUGCUGCCCACUAUACCAGUCAUACGAUAUCACUUCCGGGUCAUGCAAGACGAAUGUGACCUGUACUGUUGCUUGUCUAAUGGCGGGAGAUACUCCUGACGCCCCGUGUGACCUGCGUCCAGUGGCCGGAGACAAGCACGUGUUCGAGCAGCGGACAUCAGCUGGCUCGUGGGUCCGUCACAGGUGCCCGCUCUUCACGGCGUACAGCGAGGGGAACUGUGGGUGUGCUUUUAUUGCGCCGCAAAACUACAACAAAGCUUGCAGACCUGAGAUGUAUCUGCCAUUUGACGUCAACACCGACGACAUGUCCGGGAAGUCUGUGCACGUUGGUAACGAAGGCGUUACCGUCAGCCGCGGGAGUGCUGUGUUUGAUGGCAAGAGCCGUCUUGUGGUCAAUCGGUUCUCCAACGCAUGGUUUGGGUCAACUGUGGUCAUCACUCUCAGGUUCAAGGCCGCGGGAUACGCGUCUCGCCACGCCCUCGUGUGUAACGGAGACUGUGGUGUGAGUCCCUCCCUCUACAUCGGCAGCAACAGCGACAGCACAACUGAGUUCUUUGCCAAAACGUACAGCAGCCCUGCAGUCAACUUUACCCUCCCACAGUCCGGAGGGGGAUGGCAGGAGGUGGAGUAUGUGCUGGCGGACGGAGCGCUACAGGGUCGUGCUGCUGGACUUUGGAGUUCGCACAACGCAACAGGUUCACUUGAGACUCGACAGAGGGCGCUGAUGAUUGGAGGCUGUGAGGGAGCGGAGGGAUUCCAGGGUCAUAUUGAUCAGGUGGCAGUUUACUUCUGUAACCCUGGAACGGCCUGACCCUGGAACGGCCUGACCCUGGAACGGCCUGACCCUGGAACGCCCCAAGCACUGAAUUCCCAGCGUUGAGAUCCACAGCUUGUCCAUCUUUGUGUCUUUCAUGUGGAUUAUUUCACAUUCGACAGAUUUUUAUAUUUCUUUGUUAAUAAAAGUCGUUAAGCAAA
Messenger RNA from Haliotis rufescens (red abalone), 2094 nucleotides. Its product is annotated as mucin-4-like. Gene Ontology annotation, molecular function: chitin binding. The transcript is spliced from 11 exons. The coding region runs from base 161 to 1930 and encodes 589 amino acids. Gene Ontology annotation, cellular component: extracellular region. The record is from RefSeq and is a predicted model, not a curated record. Lineage: Eukaryota; Metazoa; Mollusca; Gastropoda; Lepetellida; Haliotidae.